Messenger RNA from Penicillium nucicola, 3807 nucleotides. Its product is annotated as EF hand domain protein. The transcript has 5 exons. Gene Ontology annotation, cellular component: plasma membrane; cytoplasm. Bases 1 to 3807 code for a protein of 1268 amino acids. Lineage: Eukaryota; Fungi; Ascomycota; Eurotiomycetes; Eurotiales; Aspergillaceae. The record is from RefSeq and is a predicted model, not a curated record. Gene Ontology annotation, biological process: endocytosis; endosomal transport. Gene Ontology annotation, molecular function: calcium ion binding; protein binding.
AUGGCUGACACUUCACAACGGCACCCGAACCUCAAUCUGACGCCAGAGGAAAAGCGAGUCUUCUAUCAGCUUUUCCAGGCGGCAGACACGACCAACCUCGGCGUUAUCACUGGCGAAAUCGCCGUUGCAUUCUUUGAGAAGACGCAUCUCUCGCCGGAUACACUCGGAUUGAUAUGGCAAAUUGCGGACAAAGAGAACAGGGGUCUCCUGACCCCGUCUGGCUUUGGUAUUGUUCUACGACUCAUUGGUCAUGCGCAAGCUGGUCGGGCUCCUUCUGAUGAAUUGGCUUUGCAAUCUGGUCCUUUGCCGCGCUUUGAUGGGAUCGUCGUCGAUCCUGCAGCCCCGGUCCCCGAAUCUGGCACCAUCAGCCCUCCGCCCGGUUCUGGCACGCCAAUUAGAGUUCCGCCUUUGCAGCCGGAUGAUGCCAACAAGUUCGUCUCGCUGUUUGAGAAGUCAGAUGUCAACAAUGGCUUGAUUUCAGGCGAAAUCGCGAAGCAGAUCUUCGAGCGCGCCCGUCUUCCGAAUGAGGUUCUUGGUCGUAUCUGGUUCUUGUCGGACACCAAGCAGCGCGGCGCAUUAGAUGCCACCGAGUUCACUAUUGCCAUGCACCUCCUGACUUCAUACAAAUCUGGCGUCCUGCGCGGCAUACCCGCGACCUUGCCACCCGGUCUAUACGAAGCCGCAUCUCGUCGAGGACCUGCUCGCGGGUCUUUUGGCGCACGGCCCGAGGUUCCUCCCGUCCCGGCCAUUCCCAAACAGUUCACGGGUCCCCAGCGAACUGCAAGCCCUAUGAGCGCAAACAACCGUCCACAGUUUGGUGGCAUCUCCGCACAGGCUACCGGAAAUGACUGGCUGAUCACUCCUCAGGAGAAGGCUCACUUCGAUACCAUCUUCGAGACCGUCGACACAGGCAAAGUAGGAACGAUUACUGGCGAUCAAGCUGUUGGUUUCUUCAUGAAGGCUCAACUGCCCGAAGAAACUCUUGCUCAGAUUUGGGACCUUGCGGAUAUCGACGCAGACGGUCAGCUGAGUCGGGAGGAGUUUGCCGUGGCUAUGUACUUUGUCAGAAUGCAGCGUAGUGGCAAGGAGCAGCUUCCCCAAGUUGUCCCACCUGCUUUAAUUCCACCAAACAUGCGCCGCCAGGCACCGGUGCCAGCACCCAUGGCAGCCCCUACUCCUCCCCCGGCACCUACACCAGCAGUUCGAUCUGCCGCCGAUGACUUGUUUGGUCUUGAUUCGCCUGUGCAGCCCUUUGCUCAGCCUCAGAUGCCCCAGUCUACUGGAGGCUCCAACCCAGCGUUCCACACUCCUGGCUCGCCUGGAUCUAGAGCGUCCCCUCAGAUUGCUUCAAACACGUUCAAGCCUUUCAUUCCUAGUUCUUCUUUCGGCCAGAGCUUGCAACCGCAGAUGACCGGUGCAUCUGCAGGCACACCCACAAUCCGAUCGCCCCCACCUCCAUCGGAUGAUCUCCUUGGCGACAAUGAUCCCGAGGAGUCAAACAAGCUGAACCAGGAGACCACUGAACUCGCGAACCUGUCAAACCAGAUUGGUACUCUCGCCAAGGAAAUGCACAACGUACAGGAGAAGCGAACUUCUGCCGAGCAGAGCAUUACCCAAUCUUCCCAGCAGAAGCGCGACUUUGAGGCACGUCUUGCCCAAGCGCGGUCGAUGUAUGAGCAAGAAGUCACUAACUUCAAGGCACUCGAGGAGCGCCUCAAGGCUUCCAAGGCUGAGACUGAGAAGUUGCAGCAGCAAUAUGCACUCAUCGAGGGCAGCCGCCAGGACUUGCACAACCAAUAUACCAGCGUUUCUACCGCCUUAGCUUCUGAUCAGCAGGAGAAUACUAACCUAAAGGAGAAAAUUCGCCAGGCUAAUGCAGAGGUUGCACAGCUGAAACCUGCGCUGGAGAAGGCUCGCUCUGACGCCCGUCAGCAGAAGGGUCUGGUUGCGAUCAACAAGAAGCAGUUGUCUACCAUCGAGGGCGAACGAGACAAGAUCCAGGGUGAAAUCGAUGAAGUUGGAAGGGAAACCCCUCUGUCUGUUCAGGAUGUGACCCCGGCCCCCAGCGUGCCCGAGGUUGCCAGUCCUGCUGUUUCGACCACAAGCCAGAACACAAACCCAUUCUUCCGACGAACAGAUAGUGCAAGUGAACAGGCACGCUCGCCCAGCGUUUCUAACGACCAGCAGAAGGCCUUCGACAGCCUCUUUGGUCAGACAUUCGCACCCUCCGCUGCUGGACCACCGCCCACUUCAUUCCGCUCCGAGUCGCCACUGGCUACAGCCAAGUCACCCGUGACUUCCGGUGUGCCUACUCCAUCCGUGUCUCCGCCUCCCGGAGCUCUGCCCGGAUCAUUCCCCGGUGGCUUGUCUGAGCCCCCACCCCCGAGCCAGUCUCGGCAGCUCACCCCGAACUUCCUUCCCUUCAACGACAACCAGUCCAUGACUUCAUCGACUAUGGUCUCUCCUCCCGGCAGUCGCUUCGGCGGCGGCCCUGAGGCAUCUGGAUUUGGUACUCCUUCUCAGGCCACCAGUGACCAGGGUGCUCCGUCUGUGGCAGAAUCUAGUGACUAUAGCCGUGCACCCAACUCAACUGUCGAAGGAACUCCAGCUCGCUCUCCAUUCGAAGAGCUACCGGAUGCCCCAAGCUUCCCCGAGGUCCCUGUAGCAUCGACUGAACAACCCGAGACUGCCACAUCUCCUACCACCGAGGGCCAAGCUCAGGGUACUAAGGAUUUGAGUUUCGAUGAGCUGUUUGGAAGCAAGGCUCACAAGCGGUCCGAGUCUCAACAAGGGAAUGACUUCGAGGAAGCGUUUGCUUCUAUGAAGCAAGCUCCUGGAGCUGAGAAGACGAACGGCGCCGCUUCAGCUGGCCCGUCCGAGUUCCCCCCGAUCCAGGAACUUCACCACGAUGACGAGGAAGAUGAAAGCUCUGACGACGAGGGUCCCCUAGGGUUUGAUGAUAACUUCACCCCUGCUGUGGCUAAGAAGGAGACCCAGCAGGACUCUAUCGAUGCCGCCCAGCUGGCUGCUUUCCCCACACCUGGCGCCUCUGUUCCCUCGUCCCAGCCUCCAAGCGCCGAAGCUCAGCAGAGCCCCCCAGGCUAUGAGACGCCCAAGGAAGACAAUGUUCACCUUCCCCCUCAGUUUGAUGGUCUUCUGCCUGAGCGUACUAAUCCUACUGCUUUCCCUGACGCGCCCCAUUCAGUUGACCACACCACUGGAGCACCGGUUGUCGCCCCUGAGUCCGCACACGACGUUCCAGCAGAGACUGUCAUCCCAGCUGGUGGAGCUAAGGUGGGAGGACCAGACUUUGAUGCCGCUUUUGCCGCAAUGAACCUCGCACCUGCAACUGAAGCAGACGAUGAUGAUGACGAUGAGCCGGAAACUCACGCCAAGAACACAAAUGACUUUGAUUUCUCCUUUGACUCCCCAGCUCAGAAGCAUUCCACCGGCUCCGGUGAUCUUGGACCGUCCGGUUCAUCCGACUUUUUCUCCUUUGACGGCAACGUCCAUGCCUCAACCACUCAGCCCGCCGCCUCGCCAGCUGGAGGUGAUGCCAAGCCUGCUGCGCACGAGUGGGACGCGCUCUUCGCACCACUUGAAAACGCCAAGCCCUCUACCGGCGAAGAACCCAGCGAGGAGAAGUCCAAGUCGCCCGGAUGGGCCCUCAAUACCGACUCUGGCGAGGAUGACCUGAUUCUCCAGCGCCUGACCGGCAUGGGCUUCACCCGCGAUGAAUCUCUCGAUGCCCUUGAAAAGUAUGACUACAACCUUGACAAGGUCAGUACCCUUCCUCAUCUUCCAUGA